AUGAAAUUAUCUACUGUAGUUUCGUGUUCUAUCCUGGUGACUACUUCAUUAGCUGCCCAAUCUGCUUUUGAUUUUGACAAAUGGUCCCAUAAUGACCUUUUAGAUUAUGUGAACGAUCACAUGUCUAACUUGAAAGAUGUGGCAAGUGAAUCCAUGGAUGAUCUAAAGAAAGAUGCAUCCGAAGUUUGGGAACAAAAUGCUCAUCCUAAACCAUGGUGGAAGUUCUGGGCUUCUGAUGAUAAGCAGUUUCCAUGGGUAAAGUCAUCAUCCUCACCUGUCUCUGACUGGCUUUUCAAUAGCUGGUCGAAGGAAGAUCUUUAUAACUUUUUGAAGAAACAUAAAAUUGAUGCACAACUGGAAGAUUCUAAAGAUCAAUUGGUCAAUAAGGUUCAGGAAAAUUUUAAUGAUAUUUCAAAGAAACUUGACUCAUCCGGUUAUUAUCCAUCUAGCUCUUAUUUCAAUGAUUGGUCCAUCGACGACUUAAAGAACUGGUUGAAAGAAUAUAACAUCCCAGCUGAAAGAAGUAUUAAAGACAAGAAAGAUGAAUUGAUCAAACAAGUUAGAAAAAAUAUAUAUCAAGUGUCCGCUAAAGUUGAAAAGGAAAGAUUAAAUCUAUUAGAUUCCCUGGAUUUGGCUAACAAGCAAUUCCUUGAUAAGACUGGUGAAUUGAAAGAGAAUAUUUUUGAUACCUGGUCCAAGGAUGAUUUGGAAAAAUGGUUAGCUAGUCAUAAGGUUAAAUUGGAUGAAAAGAUGAUGGACUCACAUGAUUAUUUGGUUGAGACCGCAAACAAUAACUACGAUUUAUUAAAGGAUGAUAUUAAUUGGUAUUUGAAAACAUUGAAGAAAAAAUCAUCUCCAUUUUUGCAAAAGACUCCCGAGUAUGUUGAUUCAGUUUGGGGUUCUGUCUCUUCGAAAGCCGAAGAUGUCUAUUCUAAGACUAAGGGGAAGACUAAUGAAGUUAUCAAUGACACAUUUUUAAUUGGUGUAGACAAUUGGUCAAAGGACAGAUUGAAGGCUUUCCUUGAUAUUCGUGAUAUUAACUACUCUAUGUUUGCUACUAAAAAGGAAUUGGCUCAAAUGGUUAGAGAUUCAAGGAACAAACCAUUGAGAGACGUGAAGGAAGGAUACUUCCAUUACUUAGACACCUUUAAAGAUUGGGCCAAUGAGAAGAGAGAAGCAGUGAAAGAUUCCGACAUGUAUGAAUCUAUGAAUGAUCAGGUGGAAAAUGUUAACAAGAAGGCAGGUGAAUUUAAGGAUAGAGUGAAUGAAGCUUUUGAUACUUGGUCACAAAAGGAUUUGCAAACUUAUUUAGAAGACUUUGGAAUUAAAGCAAAACCUACUUCUACAAGAGAAGAAUUGAUUCAAAAUGCAAAGGAAAACACGCAAUGGUUCUUUGGGUUCGAUCAAGAACCAUAUUACAAGAGAUAUUACCACAAUGCUGCCCAUUGGAUGAAACAACGUUUGAAUUCCAUUCUACCAAAAUUCUGGUGA
This is a messenger RNA of Naumovozyma castellii, 1491 nucleotides long. It is a transcript of the gene MSC1, whose product is annotated as double-strand break repair enhancer MSC1. Lineage: Eukaryota; Fungi; Ascomycota; Saccharomycetes; Saccharomycetales; Saccharomycetaceae. The transcript has a single exon. Bases 1 to 1491 code for a protein of 496 amino acids. The record is from RefSeq and is a predicted model, not a curated record.